This is a messenger RNA of Strongyloides ratti, 735 nucleotides long. RefSeq lists its product as hypothetical. The transcript is spliced from 2 exons. The coding region runs from base 1 to 735 and encodes 244 amino acids. NCBI's taxonomy places the organism in Eukaryota, Metazoa, Nematoda, Chromadorea, Rhabditida, Strongyloididae. The record is from RefSeq and is a predicted model, not a curated record.
AUGAAUAAGUCUAUUCCAACAAUUUUAGAAAGAUUUCUUGGUUCAUUAUUACAAACAUCUUUCAUGUUAGCUAUUUUAACUACUUUGUUUUUAACAUUAAAUAGAUUUUAUAUAUUUUAUGAAAAUAUAUUAAUUAAAUUUAUCAUAUAUUCAUUUGUUAAAAAUAUUACAAUAUUUAUUACUAUAGCUUUAGGUAUAUCACUUUUUAUAACAUAUUUAUUUCAUGAAUAUGGUCUUGAAUAUAAUAUUCAUUCACGUUCAUGGAAUUAUAUAAUGGAUCAAGAUGAUCCUAUUCCUAUAUAUGAAUUUGAAUAUCUUUAUACAUUAAUAAUUUUAUCAAUAUGUUUUAUUUUUUAUAUAAUAAUAUUUAUACGUAUCACAAAUAAUAGAAUAAUUGUUGAUAAAACAAACAAUAAACUUUUUAAAUGUAGUGAUAUACGUAUAUUAAUUCAUAUUAUUUUUAUUUUUUUAUUUAAUACAAUUCUUGAAAUAUUUUGGUGGUAUUUACCUAAUUGGUUUGAAGGAUUUGACUUAUCAGGUGCAAUUUUAAAUUAUGCAUGGAUAAUAUAUUCUGGAAUGAAUACAUUACUUAAUAUAAUAUUUAUAAGUCAAAUAAAUGAAGAAUUUAAAAAAAUUUUUACCUGUCAAAGUGAUCAUAUAUUUAGUAAUUGUUGUAAAAAUCAAUGUAAAUUUUUAAAUACAUCAAAUGUUAAAAAUAUAACAAUAAAAAUAUGA